Neolamprologus brichardi is the source of this 3420-nucleotide messenger RNA. RefSeq names its product eph receptor A4, like (gene epha4l). Gene Ontology annotation, biological process: ephrin receptor signaling pathway; axon guidance; protein phosphorylation. The record is from RefSeq and is a predicted model, not a curated record. Gene Ontology annotation, molecular function: protein binding; transmembrane-ephrin receptor activity; ATP binding. Gene Ontology annotation, cellular component: plasma membrane; dendrite. NCBI's taxonomy places the organism in Eukaryota, Metazoa, Chordata, Actinopteri, Cichliformes, Cichlidae.
AUGGCACUCAUGGCAGGGAUUUUGUUCACGGCCACUUUUCUUAUUUCUGGGAUUUCUGCAUCUCUUUCUUCGUCACGGAUAUAUCCCCCAAAUGAAGUCACGUUAUUGGACUCCAGAGCUGUACAGGGGGAGCUGGGAUGGGUCUCCAACCCGACAGAAGGAGGGUGGGAGGAAGUGAGUAUUAUGGAUGAAAAGAACAUCCCCAUUCGGACGUACCAGGUGUGCAAUGUCAUGGAACCCAAUCAAAACAACUGGCUCCGCACUGACUGGAUCCCCAGAGGAGGUGCCCAGCGAGUCUACAUUGAGAUUAAGUUCACUCUCCGAGACUGCAAUAGUCUCCCGGGUGUCAUGGGAACCUGCAAGGAAACCUUCAACCUUUACUACUAUGAGUCCAACAACGACAAAGAGCGCUACAUCCGAGAGAACCAGUUCGGCAAGAUUGAUACCAUCGCCGCAGAUGAGAGCUUCACUCAGGUGGACAUUGGCGAUCGUAUCAUGAAGUUGAAUACAGAAGUCCGGGAUGUGGGAGCCCUGACCCGCAAGGGUUUCUAUUUGGCUUUCCAGGAUGUUGGGGCGUGCAUUGCACUUGUUUCUGUCAGGGUCUUCUAUAAGAAAUGUCCUUUAGCCGUGCGUAAUUUGGCCCAGUUUCCAGAUACUAUCACUGGAGCUGAUACUUCUUCGCUUGUGGAAGUUCGUGGUUCAUGCGUGGAUAACUCAGAGGAGAAGGAGGUGCCCAAGAUGUACUGCGGGGCAGACGGCGAGUGGUUGGUGCCCAUUGGGAACUGUCUGUGCAACCCUGGAUACGAGGAGCGCAAUUCAGAAUGUCAAGCUUGUAAGAUUGGUUACUACCGUGCUCUGGCCACCGAUGGCGCCUGUUCCAAGUGUCCUCUUCACAGUUACUCUGUCAGAGAAGGCUCCACCUCCUGUGCCUGCGACAAGGGAUACUUCCGCUCCGAAACGGACCCGGCAUCCAUGCCCUGCACCCGCCCUCCGUCGGCGCCUGUGCAUCUCAUCUCCAAUGUGAACGAAACCUCCGUAAACCUGGAGUGGAGCCCACCCCGGAGCUCUGGGGGUCGCCAGGACUUGACAUACAAUGUAGUGUGUAAGCGCUGCGGUUCUGACGGCCGGCGCUGUCAACCCUGCGGAAAUGGAAUCCACUUCAGCCCACAGCAGCUGAGCCUGAAGGGAACCAGGGUGUCCAUCAACGAGCUACAGGCCCACACCAACUACACCUUUGAGGUGUGGGCGGUGAAUGGAGUCUCACCUCAGAGCCCAGGGCCUGAGCAGGCCACGUCAGUGACCGUCACCACCAACCAGGCCGCUCCCUCUCCAGUGACUUCCAUCCAGGCCAAGGAUAUCACAAGACACACCAUUUCCCUGGCCUGGCAGCCGCCGGAAAAAGCCAACGGGGUCAUUCUGGAGUAUGAGGUCAAGUACUACGAGAAGGACCAGAAUGAAAGAAGCUACCGCAUCAUAAAAACCUCAUCAAGGAGCACCGACAUCAAGGGCCUCACCCCCCUCACCUCCUAUGUUUUCCAUGUGCGGGCUCGCACAGCGGCCGGCUACGGAGAUUUCAGCGGCCCGUUUGAGUUCAUGACCAACUCGGUCCCAGCUCCCAUUAUCGGCGACGGGGCCAACUCCACGGUGUUGCUGGUGUCAGUGGUGGGCAGCGUGGUUCUGCUCAUCAUCCUCAUCAGUGCUUUCGUCAUCAGCCGACGAAGGAGUAAAUACAGCAAAGCCAAGCAGGACUCUGAUGAAGAGAAGCACUUACAUCAAGGAGUGAGAAUAUAUGUUGACCCCUUUACCUAUGAGGACCCCAACCAGGCCGUCCGUGAGUUCGCCAAAGAGAUCGAUGCCUCCUGUAUCAAGAUUGAGAAAGUGAUUGGCAUUGGGGAAUUUGGAGAGGUCUGCAGUGGACGCCUGAAGAUGCCCGGCAAGAGGGAGAUCUGCGUGGCCAUAAAGACUCUGAAGGCUGGCUAUACGGACAAGCAGAGGAGGGACUUCCUGUCCGAGGCCAGCAUCAUGGGCCAGUUCGACCACCCCAACAUCAUUCACCUGGAGGGCGUGGUCACCAAAUGUAAACCGGUGAUGAUUAUCACAGAGUACAUGGAAAAUGGAUCCCUGGAUGCGUUCCUGAGGAAGAACGACGGUCGGUUCACUGUCAUCCAGCUGGUCGGCAUUCUGCGUGGCAUCGCUUCCGGCAUGAAGUACCUGUCAGACAUGAGCUACGUCCACCGUGACCUGGCCGCUCGCAACAUCCUGGUUAACAGCAACCUGGUGUGCAAGGUGUCCGACUUCGGCAUGUCCCGAGUCCUGGAGGACGACCCCGAGGCCGCAUACACUACCAGGGGAGGAAAGAUCCCCAUCCGCUGGACGGCCCCGGAGGCCAUCGCUUAUAGGAAGUUCACCUCGGCCAGUGACGUGUGGAGCUACGGCAUCGUCAUGUGGGAGGUGAUGUCAUACGGCGAGCGGCCAUACUGGGACAUGAGCAACCAAGAUGUGAUCAAGGCCAUUGAUGAGGGCUAUCGACUGCCCCCGCCCAUGGACUGCCCCGUGGCACUCCACCAACUCAUGCUAGACUGCUGGCAGAGAGAGAGGGCCGACCGGCCAAAGUUUGGGCAAAUAGUCAACAUGUUGGACAAACUGAUCCGCAACCCCAACACCCUGAAGAGGACCGGGGGAGAGACCGCCGUCAGGCCCACUACCACCCUGCUUGAGCCAGGGAGUCCCGAGGUGUCCGCGGCUGUGGGCACAGUGGAGGACUGGCUGCAGGCCAUCGGCAUGGAGAGAUACUGCGACAACUUCACGGCCGCUGGCUACACAACUCCAGAGGCUGUGGUCCACAUGACGCAAGAGGACAUGGCGCGCAUAGGCAUCUCCUCCGCAGCGCACCAGAACAAGAUCCUGACCAGUGUCCAGGGAAUGCUAUCCCAAAUGCAACAGAUGCAAGGCAGAAUGGUUCCCGUCUGAGAAGAUUAAAACAAAGAAAAAAGGAAGCAAAACGACUUUGUUUCUUAUGAAAAAAAAAAACAAAUAACAAAAAAAGAUUAAAUAUUAAAAAAAAGAGACAAAUCAACUAUGAAGAAAUAGUUUACCUCAUCCAUGCACUUUAAAUUGGAUCUAAAAGAAAAGAAGACAUUGAUGAAGAAGAGAAAAAGUGUUGCAAAUGGCACCUUUUUUUCAAAAAUCAUACCUUUACCUUGCCCUUUUAGUUGUUUUUGGAGAAUGGGACACUUCUAUCUGCAGCAUUUAUGGAUAGAUGGAGGGGACGGCUGGAAAAGUGCUUCCGAGAGGCCAAUCUGGAGUGCCUUUAAUGGUCUGGAAUGAAAAGCGGGGGAGGGGGAUCGUACCUUUUCUUCCUCCUUUUGCAGAGAGUGUUAUUUCUGGAACUUUCUCUCUGGAAUAAUCCACAGAGGAUUU